Messenger RNA from Humulus lupulus (European hop), 921 nucleotides. Its product is annotated as pathogenesis-related protein PR-1-like. The coding region runs from base 237 to 761 and encodes 174 amino acids. The transcript has a single exon. Gene Ontology annotation, cellular component: extracellular region. Lineage: Eukaryota; Viridiplantae; Streptophyta; Magnoliopsida; Rosales; Cannabaceae. The record is from RefSeq and is a predicted model, not a curated record.
AAAUAAUGAAAUCUUUGGUAAAGCAUAAUUUAGGCCUGAAAUUCUUUGUCUCCCAUCCAAAACCCAAAUGUGACAAUCAUUAUCGAACAUGGGUGCCACUUCAUACUUUGACACUUUACCAAUCCCAAAGUCCAACCACUCUAAAAGUCCAAACUUCCCUUCUCCCUCAAACUUAUAUAAUUACACUGCGACAUUUUCACAAACACAUGAUCAUCUAAUCUCCCCCGGCCCCAAAAAUGGCGAAGCUUCGAAGCUCCAUAGCCAUAACAACCACAGCUCUCCUCCUCUUCAUAGCAAUCUCAAGCUCAAGUGCCACCGUCCACAAUGUGGCCAAGUACGUAAGCCAGACGAGGCAGCAGUUUCUAAAGCCCCAAAACACGGCGAGAGCACUCCUCCGAAUGCAGGCAUUGCAGUGGGACUCGAGGCUGGAGAAGUACGCCCAGUGGUACGCCAACAAGAGGCGUUCCGACUGUGCUUUGGAGCACUCGAACGGACCCUACGGCGAGAACAUAUUCUGGGGCAGCGGACGGGGUUGGAGCCCGGUUCAGGCGGUGUCGGCUUGGAUUGACGAGCGUAAGUGGUACAAGUACGGGUCCAAUUCGUGCGCGCGGGGCCAAAUCUGUGGUCACUAUACUCAAAUUGUGUGGAGACAGACGAAGAGGAUUGGGUGUGCCCGGGUCGACUGCGUUGGUGGUAAGGGAGUUUUCAUGAUUUGCAAUUAUGACCCUCCUGGCAAUUAUUAUGGCGAAAGACCCUAUUAAUUAAAAGAUAAUUGCUAAUGGGCACUACUAGUGUCCAACACCACAAGUAAAGUAAGUGGCGUACUGUUAUUGGUGUAAUCUAAUAUUGAGUCCCACUUAUUUGAAUUUAAUAAGUAUUAUAAGGUAUCACUAAUCAAUUAUGAAAUGUUACUUCAUGUAA